CUGAUAUGCCUCCUAAAGAUUGGAUAUAACACCCCCUUUUUAUACAUAUUUUUCCUCAUAUACCCACACAUGUCCUGUGACCAUAUUUAGAUUGCCUCCCAGCCCUCUGUCCAUGUAUGGCAUUCCGGGGAACCAGACGCGGGGUUCUGAUUGUUCAUUCUGAUUGGACAUCCAGACAUCAAAAUGAGCCUGAGAUUUUAGUCCGGAUGGAAGGAGACACAGCUGGAGUAGAGGAAUACUUCACUGUCCUAGACGGAGUAGAGCCUUGGCAACUGCAGUCCAAUGGAGAAGCAGAGAGCUGUUUUUCCUGGAUACGACACUCCAGGUCUGUCAUACAGACUCAAGACAGACAUAGUGAGAGGAAGGAGAGGACGUUUGGACUAUGGGUGUCUAUGCAAGUUAUUUCCACAAGAGCGAAGAAGAAAUGCUUAUAGACCAGACAGAUCCUUCUCAGGCAAACUGGAUUACAGCACACGCGGAGGCCUGCAAAAUGACGGUCCCAGAGGUGCAGAGAUGCUGGAGUCGAUUCCUCAUGCUGCGGCCAGAUCAGAAAGGAAACAUGUCUCGAGCUCAGCUUGCAAAUGUGACAGAUACAUUUGGCCACAAGAUGAAGACCAGAUAACAUUCCAAGCCUAUUGUAGUGCUGUGUGCUGGCUGUCGAGGAGCCCUCUGGAAACCAGAUUUAGAGGAUUAUUUCAGACCAUGACGUCUGGCACCAUUGGCAAGGAACAGCUGCAGACUCUGCUGCAGAACCUGUACCCCAGAGAAGACCCAAAGACCAUUCAGGAACUUGCCACGCUUUACCUCAGUGAAGUAGAUAAAAGAAAUCAAGGUUGUAUUGAUGAAGAACAGUUUGCUACUUGGAUGAAAUCCUUUCCACAUCAUAUGUUGACAUCAGUGAUGCAUUUUCCAAUUAUACCAUCAAAGAUCACUCUUCUUGAGGAACUACAGCCAUCUUUUCCUACAGCAGCUGUGGCUUUCAAGGACCGAUCAGGGAUGGAUGCCAAGCAGCUGGUGACAGUUGCAGCGGAGAUGUCCCUUAAGCGCAGAGACUGGAAGCGCUUAGCAAACAAUUUAGGACUUGUGGAGAAGGACUGCUUCCGUCUGGAGCAGGAGCAUUUGGAUGUGAAGAGUCAGAUCCUGGCAAUGUUGCAGAUUUGGCUUAGGACCUGUCGAGAAACCCCCCUUCCUCUCUUGAAAGCAGCGCUGAGACUCAGCGGCAACACAGACAUUUGCAAUGAAGUGUUUUCCUUGAACUUCUGACUCUUUCGUGUGGUCAGCAUGGAAAUUAGAGAGAAGUACAAACGUUGCACUUCAAAAAGUGGUGGAACCUCACGGCCAUUCUUCUUGGGAGAGCAAACAUUGUAAUGGGACAGGGCAUCCAAAUCUCGUGGCAACGGCUUUGAAAACUGAGUUGUAAUUUUUAUAUUAAACAUGAAUUUGCUAGCUA
Mauremys mutica (yellowpond turtle) is the source of this 1450-nucleotide messenger RNA. RefSeq lists its product as uncharacterized. The record is from RefSeq and is a predicted model, not a curated record. The transcript is spliced from 10 exons. Gene Ontology annotation, biological process: signal transduction. Lineage: Eukaryota; Metazoa; Chordata; Testudines; Geoemydidae. Bases 283 to 1263 code for a protein of 326 amino acids. Gene Ontology annotation, molecular function: protein binding.